Messenger RNA from Closterium sp. Naga37s-1, 2064 nucleotides. The record is from the annotation of a GenBank genome assembly. NCBI's taxonomy places the organism in Eukaryota, Viridiplantae, Streptophyta, Zygnematophyceae, Desmidiales, Closteriaceae.
AUGAGUGUGCAAACAGCUACGCAAGCAGAGGCUCGAGUGAAUGUGGCGCUGUGUAGUACAUGCAAUAGAAGUCACCACAGGGAUGUACUGUGCGAGCCUAGGAGGCAACAUCGUGAACAUGAACAACCUCAGAAUGGGGGGGGGGGGGGGGUGAUGGCCGGCAACGCGACUCACGUGGCAGAUGGUGAGAAUGGAGAUGUUGAAGUAUCAGACGAGGAGGAGGACGGCAGUUCAGAGUCGGAGGGGGAAAUAGAAGAGCAGCCAAUGGAUGCGGGUGCUGGUGUCCAACAGGCUGUCCCAUCAGUACUUCGUGAAGUAUUUAAGGAGGCAUUUAACGGACUUAAUCAUUCGGGAAACAAUGGAAACAUGCGCUCGGGGGGUGUGGGAUUAUCAAAUCCAACAACAGCAGAGAGUGGGGGAUUGGGGGAGAUGGGAGGAGCAUCCGAGAGUGGAGGAUUGGACAAGCGGGGAGGAGCAGGCGAUAGCGGGGCGGGGAGGGGAGGAGAAGAAAGCGGGGCAGGGAGGGGAGGAGCAGCCGAGAACGAGGCGGGUAGGGGAGGAGCAGCAGGGAGCGAGGCGGGGAGGGGAGGAGCAGCAGGGAGCGAGGCGGGGAGGGGAGGAGCAGUCGAGAGUGGGGUAGGGAGGGGAGGAGCAGCAGGGAGCGAGGCGGGGAGGGGAGGAGCAGUCGAGAGUGGGGUAGGGAGGGGAGGAGCAGCAGGGAGCGAGGCGGGGAGGGGAGGAGCAGUCGAGAGUGGGGUAGGGAGGGGAGGAGCAGCAGGGAGCGAGGCGGGGAGGGGAGGAGCAGUCGAGAGUGGGUUAGGGAAGGGAGGAGCAGCAGCGAGCAAGGCGGGGAGGGGAGGAGCAGUCAAGAGUGGGGUAGAGAGGGGAGGAGCAGCAGGGAGUGGGGCGGGUAGGAGAGGAGCAGCAGGGAUCGAGGCAGGGAUGGGAGGAGCAUCAGCAGGGACAGGGAGGGGAGGAGCAGCAGGGAGCGAGGCGGGGAGGGGAGGAGCAGCCGCGAGUGGGGUAGGGAGGGGAGGAGUAGCAGGGAGCGGGGUGGGUAGGGGAGGAUCAGCAGGGAUCGGGGCAGGGAGGGUAGGAGCAGGGAGCGGGGCGGGGAGGGGAGGAGCAGAGAGCGGGGCCGGGAGGGGAGGAGCAGCAGUGAGUGGGGCGGGGAGGGGAGGAGCGGCCGAAAGUGGGGCGGGGAGGGGAGGAGCAGAAAGUGGGGAUGGGAGGGGAGGAGCAGCAGUGAGUGGGGCGGGGAGGGGAGGAGCAGCAGGGAGCGGGGCGGGUAGGAGAGGAGUAGCAGGGAGUGGGGAAGGGAGGGGAGGAGCAGUGAGAGGGGCGAGGAGGGCAGGGGCAUCAGGGAGCAGGGCGGGGAGGGCAGCGGCAGGGAGCGGGGCAGGGAGGGGAGAGACAGCCGAGAGUGGGGUAGGGAGGGGAGCAGCAGGGAGCGGGGCGGGGAGGGGAAGUGCAGGAUGGAGCGGUGGAGUGACGGGGCGGCCCUCUCCUCAUGCACCGCAGUUGACACCGCCCGCUGCAGACCCGCCAUCCUCACGGGCGGAUCGUACGCCCCACCACCUCCGCGACCGCGGAGACCCCACCAGCGACCGCGACCGCCGCGGUUCGCGUGCCACUGGGCCUGCUGAUGGUGGCGACGGGGAGAAUUGCGCCGGCGCCGUGAGGACUCACGAUCCUGGUGGGGAGCGGGAGAAUGGGGGCGAGAUGGGCGGCGGCCAGGCGACGGCGGGCGAGACGGCUGCGCCACUGGAGCAGUGGGUGGCACCACGGGUGCAGCCGGAUCCCCAACCGGCGGCGCAACCAAUGAGGCCGGGCCGCCAGUGGUGGCGGACGCUGCCUGCGGGGACGAGGCAGAGGCAGGAGUCGGCAACUCAGGCGCGGCAACAAGUCCCGCAGGCGCGGGAGCCGAGGGGUCGGCGACAGACUCCGGCGGUGCAGCAGGGGGCGCCUGGGGAUCAGCCGGCACAGCCGGGGCGGACGGCACAGCAGCAGCAGUUGCAGGAGUCUGAGCGACAACAGUCGCAGUUGAACCAGGCGCAUCCGUGA